Colletotrichum karsti is the source of this 291-nucleotide messenger RNA. RefSeq names its product molybdopterin synthase small subunit. Bases 1 to 291 code for a protein of 96 amino acids. The record is from RefSeq and is a predicted model, not a curated record. Gene Ontology annotation, cellular component: cytosol. Gene Ontology annotation, biological process: Mo-molybdopterin cofactor biosynthetic process. The transcript has a single exon. Lineage: Eukaryota; Fungi; Ascomycota; Sordariomycetes; Glomerellales; Glomerellaceae.
AUGAGCGCUGCACCAAAACCACCUAAGGACCACUUCAAUGUGCUGUUCUUCGCUAGCGCUGGUUCCUUCACCUCGAAGGAGCACGAGGCAUUCCCUGCUCCGUUGCCGCUGAAGAAGUUGUUUGACGUCCUUGAGGAGAAAUACAGCGGGAUAAAGGAGAAGAUUUUGGAGUCGUGCUUGGUGACAGUCAACCUCGAAUACGUAGAUGUGCCUGGGCCGGACGAUGGGGACGGCCCGGAGAUCCAGGCCGGUGAUGAAGUAGCCAUUAUUCCGCCUGUCAGCUCGGGCUAA